Malassezia sympodialis ATCC 42132 is the source of this 1437-nucleotide messenger RNA. It is a transcript of the gene SEC61, whose product is annotated as translocon subunit SEC61. The record is from RefSeq and is a predicted model, not a curated record. Gene Ontology annotation, cellular component: membrane. Gene Ontology annotation, biological process: protein transport. NCBI's taxonomy places the organism in Eukaryota, Fungi, Basidiomycota, Malasseziomycetes, Malasseziales, Malasseziaceae.
AUGAGUGGAUUCCGUGUGUUGUCGCUUGUGCGACCCUUCAUGUCGGUGUUGCCGGAAAUUUCGGCACCCGAGCGCAAGGUGCCGUUCCAGCAGCGCAUCAUGUGGACCGCAAUUGUGCUGGCCAUUUACCUCGUUUCUUCGCAGAUUCCCCUGUACGGUAUCAUGUCCAGCGAUAGCUCGGAUCCGCUGUUCUGGAUGCGUGUGAUUCUCGCGUCAAACCGUGGUACGCUGAUGGAACUCGGUAUUUCGCCUAUUGUCACGUCUGGCAUGAUCAUCCAGCUGCUUGCCAGCGCCAACCUCGUCCAGGUCGACUUUAGCGUGCGCGAGGACCGCGCGCUUUACGGUGGUGCCCAAAAGCUGUUUGCCCUGAUCCUCUCGCUUGGUCAAGCCACCGUGUACGUGCUCACGGGUCUCUACGGUCCGCCCAGCGAGCUGGGCGCGGGCGUGUGCUUGCUGCUCAUCCUGCAACUGGUUGUGGCUGGUUUGAUUGUGAUUUUGCUUGACGAGCUUCUCCAAAAGGGCUACGGUCUAGGUUCAGGUAUUUCGUUGUUCAUCGCUACGAACAUUUGUGAGACGAUCAUCUGGAAGGCCUUCUCGCCCACGACCGUGAACACGGGCCGUGGACCCGAGUUCGAGGGCGCGAUUGUGGCCCUUUUCCAUCUCCUGUUCACCUGGAACAACAAGUCGCGCGCACUCAAGGAGGCCUUUUACCGCGAGCGCCUGCCGAACGUGUCGAACCUGGUGGCCACACUCGUCGUGUUCCUGAUCGUCAUUUACCUGCAGGGCUUCCGCAUUGAAAUCCCAAUUAAGUCCACCAAGUUCCGUGGCCAACAAGGUACCUUCCCUGUGAAGUUGUUCUACACGAGCAACAUGCCCAUCAUGCUGGUCAGUGCAUUGACGUCGAACUUUUUCAUCAUUAGCCAAAUGCUGGCGACACGCUUCCCGUCUAGCCUGCUGGUCAAGCUGCUGGGCACCUGGAACCCGAUGGAGGACAGCCCCCAGCUCCACGCCGUGGGUGGUAUUGCCUACUACCUCUCGCCGCCCACGAGCCUGGGUGCCUUGUUCCGCGAUCCUGUGCACGCACUCAUCUACAUCGCCUUCACGCUCACCUUCUGCGCAGUCUUCUCCAAGAUCUGGAUUGAAGUCUCGGGUAGUGGCCCGCGUGAGGUCGCCAAGCAGCUCAAGGACAGCCAGAUGGUCAUUGUUGGUCAUCGCGAUGCCAGCAUGUACAAGGAGCUCAAGCGCAUUAUCCCUACGGCUGCUGCGUUUGGUGGUGCUCUGAUUGGCGCGCUCUCCGUGGUGGCAGACCUCUCAGGCGCCCUUGGCUCCGGAACCGGUAUCCUUCUUGCCGUGACGAUCAUCUACUCCUACUUUGAGAUGGGUAUGAAAGAGUCGAUGGGCAUUGAUGCUGGCCCUCUCGCCGACCUGGUCGGCUAG